Amphiprion ocellaris (clown anemonefish) is the source of this 1355-nucleotide messenger RNA. RefSeq names its product IMP U3 small nucleolar ribonucleoprotein 3 (gene imp3). NCBI's taxonomy places the organism in Eukaryota, Metazoa, Chordata, Actinopteri, Pomacentridae. The coding region runs from base 84 to 635 and encodes 183 amino acids. Gene Ontology annotation, biological process: rRNA processing. The transcript is spliced from 7 exons. Gene Ontology annotation, cellular component: Mpp10 complex; small ribosomal subunit; small-subunit processome. The record is from RefSeq and is a predicted model, not a curated record. Gene Ontology annotation, molecular function: rRNA binding; snoRNA binding; structural constituent of ribosome.
AGACCACGUGAUUCCCCUUUCUCCGUUCAACUGCAUGUGGAGGAAUCAGUCCUGUGAGUAAAUAGCUAACAAAAGGUGUAAUAAUGGUUCGUAAAUUAAAGUACCAUGAACAGAAGCUGCUGAAGAAGGUGGACUUCAUCAACUGGGAGGUCGACAACAACUUGCAUGAGGUCAAAGUGCUGCGGAGGUUUCACAUCGAGAAGAGAGAAGAUUACACCAAGUACAAUAAGCUGAGUCGUAGCAUCAGAGAUCUCGCUCAGAAAAUCAGAGACCUGGACGAGAAAGACGGCUUCAGAGCUCAGAGCACACAUCGACUUCUAGAAAAACUGUACAGCAUCGGUCUCAUCCCCACCAAACAGAAUCUGUCUCUCACAGAGAAAAUCUCAGCCUCCUCAUUCUGCAGGAGGCGGCUGCCCAGCAUCAUGCUGAAGCUUCGCAUGGCUCAGAACCUGAAGACAGCCAUCACAUUCAUCGAACAAGGACAUGUACGCGUUGGACCAGAUGUAGUUACAGACCCAGCAUUUCUAGUCACAAGAAAUCUAGAAGAUUUUGUCACGUGGGUGGAUUCCUCAAAGAUCAAGCAGCACGUUAUGAAUUAUAAUGAUGAGAGGGACGACUUUGAUCUGGUGGCAUAGGUCUGAUCUCUAACAUCCAUUCAUCACCCUGGAGAACAGGAACAAGGACUCUGCUGUGUUAACUCUGCCGUGAUUAAACAGGAGUUUGGAUCUCUUAUCAGCUUGGAGACUGGAAAACUAAUUAGUGCUCUCACCUCCUAAAAAAUCAUAGCUUACCUGGGACAGCAAGGAUAGACAUUUACAGCCUCUACGUUGCUCAGCAAACAGACUUCCUUUUGAUGUUGUGAACUGUGAUCUGCUGACAGUUGUUCUAAUAUAUUAAAGCAACAGUUUGUGUCAGCAUUUGACUUUUUAAGCCUGCUAACCCACUGGUUAUACAGAGCAGCUUUUAGUCAUGUAGGUGUGACUGAUCCAUCUUCUAUAACUCUAUUUGUUCUGAAUGUGUGAACUUGAGCUGUUUGGGUCAGUUUGUGUGUGAUUUUCGAAAUGCCAGGUUACACGUACAAACUAUGAAAUAUAACCAUUACUUGUGUAUACAUAAAGGUAAAACACAAACUGAAUCUUUGAUAAAUAUUUAAUUUUUUUCAAUAAGACUUUCUUACAAUUAUGUAAACUUUGUAAACAUUCAACAUUUUUAUCACAGUAUUUCACCAAACUUCUGCAUAUGGUCUCUCCUUAAUGCUGAAACUAAGAAAGAAUCCCCAAUACCAGUGUGUAAAUAUAUGUUUGUCAACAUACUGUUCUUAAACUUUCCAAUAAACUGGAACUCACCGUAAAACA